AUGUCCAGGGAAUAUCGGAAACCUACACCACCAUCGACCUCGAAGCCACCUGCACCCCCGAAACCGGGAACGCGAGCGGCUUCCCAACCCAAGCCUGGAUCACGUCUCCAGACCCCGGUUGAACCCACCGCCGACCACCUCAGUGCACUACCCGCCGCUUGUCGUGGCGCCACCUCAGAAAAUGCGCCAAAUCCGGGGCGCAGCCCGCAUCACGGACUGGUCAGCUUUUCCCACCACGCCUUUCCCCCUGCUCCCAUCCCCGAAGAACUACCAGGCAUGGGCAUCAUACGCCCUCCACACCCAUCAAUCAUGCACCCGAUGUAUUUGUACCUCCACCCUCAGCCCCCGCAGUAG
Messenger RNA from Dermacentor silvarum, 354 nucleotides. RefSeq names its product inverted formin-2-like. The record is from RefSeq and is a predicted model, not a curated record. The transcript has 2 exons. NCBI's taxonomy places the organism in Eukaryota, Metazoa, Arthropoda, Arachnida, Ixodida, Ixodidae. The coding region runs from base 1 to 354 and encodes 117 amino acids.